UACAUAUGUUAAAAACACUGAGGAUGGAUCCUAAACAACGUUUGCCGUGUUUCUGUCGAUAUUAUGGAGCAAAUUUUGAAAAAAGUUCGGCGUUAUAGUUGAAGUAUUUUCGGUCGACUUCUCAGCCAAGCAGGAUGAACAAACGUGACAUUUUUUGCCUCCAAAAAUAAUAUUUUUGGAAAAAAGGAACAUUUGCUAUCUAACUGGGAGUCUCCUGAGUGAAAGCAUCUGAAGUUCUUCAAAGGUGACCGCAAUAUCCGGAUGAUUUCUCAGCCAAACGUGAAGAACAAACGGAGCUAUUUUGGGGAAAAAUGAACUUUGGCUGUCUACCUGGGAAUCUCGUGAGUGAAAACAUCCGAAGUUCAUCAAAGCUCUCAUCCUAACACACCUGGAAUCUCUUCUCAUCACCCUGCUACUGAGCAAGCAUGGUCUGGAUCUUCUCCAGCAUACGUCCUGCCCUUGGCCUAAGCUUUAGUGCUUCCAGUCUGGUCACUGUCUUGCUCAACUCUGACAUGGCUUGGGGGAGGAUCAGGUCAUUCCUUUGCAGGGAACACUUUGAGGGUUCUGUAGACAUGGGGGAUCCAGCGAGUUCCAAUUGACGCUAGACAAAUAUCCACACCGAGCUCUUGCCCGAGACAUAGAGCUCCCGUUUGGAUUUUCCCCUGAAGUGAUAAGUCUUCCAUAUCAGAUUCAGAAGAUCGUACACAAGACACCUUUGGCUCUUUCUUCUGAAUGGUGAUGUGCCAUGUGAAUGACUGAGAACCACCAUGAAGCACUCACACAAGCUGCUGUUCGUCCUGUGCCCCAUGCUGGUCCUGGGCUUCAUCUACUACUCCUCUGGGAAGCUACACCUGCACGUAUGGGGCCAGAAGCCACAGUUGGAAGCAGAAAUUUCUCUCACCGUGGGACGAAUAGUAGGCUCAGUGUAUGAUAAGCAGGGCUUUCUGCUGAAGCUGGAUGGACAGUUGCCAGCGGAGUUGGUGUACAAGUAUGGCAACCUCAGCGAAGGAGUUUGCAAGCCGGGCUACGCAGCGGCCAAGAUGACCGCCAUCUAUCCAAAGUUCAUGAAGCCAGCUCCCAUGUUUCUCGACCGGAACUUCAAGCGGCUGGCCAAAGUCCGCAAUUACUUGCCUCCAUUUGGAUUCAAAACACAAGAAAGAAUCAUAGACAGUAUUCUAACUGCAACAAAGAACUAUGGCUUGGGUGAAGUCCUUGACAGUCUUGGUUGUAAAAGAUGCAUUAUUGUGGGCAAUGGUGGUAUCCUGGCCAACAAGUCUUUGGGCUCGCGCAUAGAUGAUUACGACAUUGUGGUGAGGUUGAACGAGGCUCCUGUGACUGGUUUCGGCAAGGACGUGGGCACCAAGACCACCAUGCGCAUCACCUACCCUGAGGGGGCCAUUCAGAAGCCUGAGCGCUACGAAAAGGACUCACUAUUCGUCUUCUCCGCCUUCAAACCGCUGGACUUCAAGUGGCUCAGACAAAUGGUCUUCAAAGAGAAACUGCGGGGUACAGAGGGCUUCUGGAAGUCUGUGGCACACUACGUCCCCAGGGAGCCCACAGAGAUGCGCAUCCUCAACCCCUACUUCAUCCAGGAGGCUGCCUUCCAAUUCAUCGGCCUGCCGCUCAAUAACGGCCUCAUGGGCAAAGGGAACAUUCCAACCCUGGGGACCGUCGCCAUAACAAUGGCGCUGCAUACCUGUGAUGAGGUGGUGGUGGCUGGCUUCGGUUAUGACAUGAACAUGCCUCACGCACCCUUGCACUACUACGAAACAGUCAAGAUGUCCGCCAUCAAAGAGUCCUGGACACACAACAUAUCCAAGGAGAAGGAGUUCCUCCGCAAGCUGGUGAAGGCCAACAUCAUCACGGACCUGACUAACGGGAUCUGAGUCUGACCAUCCAAGAGGUUUGCCUUUUCCCAAAAGAACUACAGAACAGAGGAUGCUGGGAAUGAACCUGGGUGGUGGUGAGGGGGAGAGGACCCUUAGAACCCAGACCCUGGUGGUCUGCACACUGUCUGAGUUUUUAUGUAGAGGAGAUUUAAGCGGAUGACUCGAAGGAAAGGCGCACAUAUGUGCCUUCUGACCCAGAGGCUCCUGUCUGACACAGCCAGGAGGGACGGGCAUGGAUCGAACGCCAGUGAGCGGACAAUCGGACAACCGCGUUUACCGUUUUGAAACCAGCGAGCAUCGAAUGAAACAUGAGUGGUAUGGAAGAGGAGGACGGAAGGUCUGACAGACAGAUGUAUAGACUGACAGAUUGCAAGAGAGAGACAGGGACAGAUAGUUACAGCAGUGCCAAAUGUACCUCGUUACAAUGGGGGGAGGAGAAUACCUCUCCCUCUACUGCCUGAAUGUAUUUACUUUAACAGUGUAAAUGUCAAAGAUUUUUACUAUGCUUUUUAACAAGCUCCAGCGACCUCCACCCCAUCCCCAGUUCUCUCAGUACUGUCUUUCCCAGCGAGCCUCCUUCCAGGCCUGGCGGGGAGAAACCUUUUUCAAACCUCUAUCUCCCCCUUCUCACUUCGAUAUCGGCAGGCGUUUUUGAGGCCACCGUGCGUUUUGAGAUGAGCAUUUUGGAUUUUAACAGGAAGUUUAAACCUGGAUUAUGUUAUCUUGGUUGAAUUUAUUUAUAAUUUAAGGCUGAUAGAGCACUAACUUUCUUUUCCGUCUAACAGUUCGCCAUAACUUGCUUCCUCAAUGACAUAAGUUGUUGAGUAGAUGUCCCUCAAAUCCUAGUAUUUCUAUUAUGGCUCUUCAAAAAGUGUUGUGAAUACCAUUAUGUGAGCGGUGGGGCAGCAGCCUAGGCCUAGGUUACCAGCCACGCAGCGAGCGUGGCGAUGGGAACUCUCCAUUAUUUGUGUGGUGCUGAGAAACAUUCCUAAUUUGUCCACGUGCAGAGCUUAUGUUCCCUUCCGCCAUGAAACUAUAUGUUGCCAAGUUUAUUUUCCCUGACUCGUAGCACAAUCGAAAAUUGUUAACUUAACCUUUAUUUUUAUUUCUCCUGUUAUGAUGGUUGAAUAUACACCAUCAUGGAAACAGUGAAAUGCCCGUUUUAGAGACAACAACCUGGUAGAUGGAUACACAUUUAAAGGGCAAGCAGGUGUUUGUUUACGAUAAUUAUGUUUAUUAUCAGUGAAUUAUUACAUGAAUUAACCUUGCACAAGCUAUAUAAAGUUUCAAUCUGUGGCUGGUAAAAGUUUGAGUAGCCAAUUUUUGCAGCCUUAUAGCCUAUUCGAUUCUGGGAAUUGUUUGUUUCAAAUUAAACAAUAUUGAAUGUAAAGGUAUUGUUUUAUGUCGGCUGUAGGCUUUCAUCAGUUAAGAAGGCUAAUUGGAAGGCUCUUUUUAAAAGCGAUUUGAGUUAAUGUGCUGCAUUGUGAAUUAUAAGAGAGGUUUAUCAUUCUUAGUUCAUGGCAUUCUUUUAUCCAAAUCUUGAAUAGACAUGCAGACAAAUUAAUACAGGGAAGGGGAACACCUAUUACCCUCCUACUCUGGAGUCAUAAAAACAAUUAAAUAUAUACUUUUUUUGACGGGUCACGGAUCGGCUUUGAACAAUUCUAUGUGGUUGGUUCGGGUUGUGGAGAAAAAUCUGUCCUGAUGUCAAAUAUCGGUUGGAGCUCGGAAUUGAUGUGCCUGACCCUUGCAAGAUUGCAGUAAAUUAUCCACAGGAGUUGUAUUAUAAUAUCCUUUUGACUUGCAAUACUGGUAUUACAAUGUGAAAGCUUCUGGUCCCAAGUUUCUCAGCAAAAAAAAAAAACGCCCAUUUAUUUGUUGUUGUUAGUUACAGUUAAGUAUUUAAGUGUUGCUCCGUGCACUGCAGUGGUUCAGUAUUGACCAGAUAAGACCACGCUAUGGUUGCAUUUUCUGCCUCCCUCGCCGCUUCCCUCAACAAAACUUAAGAAUGUAAUUUUUAAGAUUUGAAUAUUUAAAAAUGUACCGAAUGUAAUAAUCAGCUUUAUAUGGUGAAUUUUAUUCUGACAUAUGUUUUUUGUUUGUACCUUUUUUGGGGUGACAUUUGAGUAGUUUUAUUGAAAGUCAGUCAUUUUCUAUGAGACUUUUUCAAUUAAUAAGAAUUUUUUUUGUGCUUCCUGGACUGGACAGGAAUUUAAACAGAAUUGACCCCAACCCUGUUUUUCCAGCCUGGUCACUAAGCAGAAUAUAGCUAUUAAAACUGGAGACAACAAUGACAUACAGGAAACCUCACCAUAUCACUCAUUGGGAGAGGUCUAUCAGUUAUCACCUUGCCCUGUGCAAUCAAUCACUGGCAAGGUCAUUACACUUCAAAUCACAAGUGUUGCUGUUACUUUUUAUAUUAUAUACAGUGGGGAGAACAAGUAUUUGAUACUCUGCCGAUUUUGCAGGUUUUCCUACUUACAAAGCAUGUAGAGGUCUGUAAUUUUUUAUCGUAGGUACACUUCAGCUGUGAGAGACGGAAUCUAAAACAAAAAUCCAGAAAAUCACAUUGUAUGAUUUUUAAGUAAUUAAUUUGCAUUUUAUUGCAUGACAUAAGUAUUUGAUCACCUACCAACCAGUAAGAAUUCCGGCUCUCACAGACCUGUUAGUUUUUCUUUAAGAAGCCCUCCUGUUCUCCACUCAUUACCUGUAUUAACUGCACCUGUUUGUAAUCGUUCCCCUGUAUAAAAAGACACCUGUUGUUAAGGUUUUCUUCUGUUGAAGGAGAGGCGGACCAAAACGCAGCGUGGUUAUUUUGAUACAUCUUUAAUAAAGAUGACAAUAGAACAAUAUACAAAAACAAGAAACG
Molecule: messenger RNA, 4758 nt
Organism: Oncorhynchus kisutch (coho salmon)
Lineage: Eukaryota; Metazoa; Chordata; Actinopteri; Salmoniformes; Salmonidae
Product: CMP-N-acetylneuraminate-beta-1,4-galactoside alpha-2,3-sialyltransferase-like
Exons: 15
Coding region: 768-1886 (372 amino acids)
Molecular function (GO): sialyltransferase activity
Source: RefSeq, a predicted model, not a curated record